GAAAACACCCAAUGCAACAAUAAUCAGAUUUGGCGCCAGAUUUUUAACAAGGAAACGCAAGCUUCGCAACUUGCUACAGACAAGUUGAACAACAAAGCAGAAACCAUUUGAGACGGGGUUUUAUUAACAAUUUAAACAGAACUAAAUUUAAAUAGAACUAUUUUAUCAGCUAGGUUUUAAUAUGUUUGUAACAGAUAUUCGAAAGGAAUUUUAUGACGUUGUUGUCCACCAGAGAGUAGCACUCCUGGUAGCUCCGGACAUCGAUGCAUUGUGCGCCUGCAAAGUUCUCCAGGCUUUAUUCCACUGCGAUCAAGUGCAGUACACUCUGGUCCCUGUGACAGGGUGGCAGGAUCUGAGCACCGCUUUCAUUGAGCACAAAGAACAGUAUCGGUAUUUUGUCCUUAUAAACUGUGGGGCGAACGUUGACCUUCUGGAGACGCUGCAGCCAGAAGAUGACACCAUCUUCUUCAUCUGUGACACGCACCGACCGGUGGACGUGGUCAACGUGUACAAUGACACUCAGAUUAAGCUCCUAAUAAAACAAGAUGAUGACCUAGGCGUUCCUUCUUAUGAUGACAUCUUCCGAGAUGACGAGGAUGAGGAGGGGGAAGAUUCUGGGAAUGAGAGUGAUGGCUCAGAGCCCUCUGGGAAACGUAGGCGUUUUGAUGAGGGUGCGGUGGAGAGGAGGAUCGAGAGGCAGAGAGCAAAAAGGGAGUGGGAGGCACGCAGGAGGGAGAUCUUAUUUGAUUAUGAGCAGUAUGAAUACCAUGGCACUUCAGCAGCUCUGGUCAUCUUUGAACUGGCCUGGGUAAUGACUAAAGACAACAAAGACAUGCUGUGGUGGACCAUCAUUGGUUUGACAGAGCAGUGGGUUCAUGACAAAAUCCCUAAUAUGAAGUAUGUGACGGACAUAGCCACACUACAGAGGCAUGUGUCUCGUCACAACCAUCGGAAUGAGGAUGAGGAGAACUCUCUGUCUAUCGACUGCAUGAGGAUCUCCUUCCAAUACGAUUUGCGUUUGGCUCUCUAUCAGCACUGGUCUCUAUAUGAGAGCAUCUGCAACUCCUGCUACACCUCCUGCGGCUUCAAGCUCUGGUCUAUUAACGGCCAGAAGAAACUACAGGAGUUCCUCGCAGACAUGGGUCUACCUCUAAAACAGGUUCGACAGAAGUUUAACUGCAUGGACAUGACGAUCAAAGAGAACCUGCGUGAGGUCAUAGAAGAAUCUUCAAAUAAGUUUGGCUUGAAGGAUAUCCGUGUCCAGACGUUUAGCGUUCACUUUGGCUUUAAGAACCGUUUCCUAGCAACAGAUGUGGUACACGCUGCUGCCGCUCUGCUGGAGAAUGUGGAAAAGGACGAGAGUGCAGCAGACAACUUCAUCAGAGCACUGGACUGCCUCAGCCGGAGUAAUCUGGAACAGUUGCACUUGGGUAUUGAUUUUGCCAAAAAGAAGCUUAAAGCUAUCCAGCAGACCAUAGCCAGCUGCAUCUGCACUAAUCUCAUCUUGUCCCAAGGACCUUUUCUCUAUUGCUACCUGAUGGAGGGUACUCCAGAUGUGAGGCUGUUCUCCAAACCCAUGGCUUUAACCCUUCUGUGCAAGUACUUGUUGAAAGCCUUUGUGUGCUCGACCAGGAAUAAGCGCUGUAAGGUGCUGCCAUUGGUAAUGGCUGCGCCCCUGGAUGUGGAGAAAGGCACAGUAAUGGUGUUGGGCAUCCCACCGGAGUCAGACACAUCAGACAAGAAAAAUUUCUUUGGCAGGGCCUUCGAGAAGGCUGCAGAGAGCACUAAUUCCAGGACAUUGCACGAUCGCUUUGAUACAUCCAUCAUUGAGCUGAAGACGGAGGACCGAGGGAAGUUUCUAGAUGCUCUCAUCACUCUGUUAUCCUGAACACUCAAAAGGAAGCUGGAAUAAAUACUAGAGGAGCUGUGUGUGUGUGUGUGUGUGUGGCGUAUUAAUGUAUCUUCAACUCAGGUCACACAUGCCUGGUGCAUACUGCAGAUGUGAACUGAUCUCUGAUCAGAACAGAGCUGAGCCAGAACAUUUGGGAAAACUCCUACAUGCGCGCACACACACACAUACACAUAUACACACACACGGUCAUGCCCCAAACACAGACGCAUGUAGUCUGUACCACGGUGGAAUCUUGCACCCCUCCUGUGCAAAUGUUAGAUUUGCCAUGUUCAAACUCAGUUUGCUGCCAAAUACCAUCACAGUCCAUUCAGUCGGACUACCUCUCUGAGACAAACAUACACAUGCUAACACAGAACCUGUGUGUGUGUGAGACAGUGAAUUAUGAACACUCGUUGACUGCUCCAUAACAACAAGCAGGUCUAUAUGUUUUGUUUAUAUUGUAUAGGUUUUAAGUCAGUGUAUGUUUCUGUGUAACCUUUUUUUUUAUUGUUGACUGUACUGUAAAUUAUGCUAUGUUGUAUGUGUGUGUGUGUGUGUGUGUGUGUGUGUUUGUUUUCUCUUUUUAAAUAUAUAAUUAAAGCUCAAUAUUAACC
Molecule: messenger RNA, 2505 nt
Organism: Alosa sapidissima (American shad)
Lineage: Eukaryota; Metazoa; Chordata; Actinopteri; Clupeiformes; Clupeidae
Gene: cdc45
Product: CDC45 cell division cycle 45 homolog (S. cerevisiae)
Exons: 18
Coding region: 182-1888 (568 amino acids)
Biological process (GO): mitotic DNA replication preinitiation complex assembly; double-strand break repair via break-induced replication; DNA replication initiation
Cellular component (GO): DNA replication preinitiation complex
Molecular function (GO): single-stranded DNA binding; chromatin binding; DNA replication origin binding
Source: RefSeq, a predicted model, not a curated record